UGAAGACCUUGGAGAAUUCUGUUCAACGAAAGUACCGCAGAUAUUGUAUGAAGACCUGGACUUUGACAACCUGAAGGGGAAGGACAAAGUGUGUAAGCGCGACGGUACUCGCUGACUACACUGCGGGCUGAGAUGGACAAGUUUUACAAUGAAAGCUGGGGUGGCGAGAAUUUCAACCAUCAGGAGAUUCAGAAGAACAUGUCACGAGAUAAGAGCUUGUGGGUGAUCGACCCAAAAGACAGAAUGCCAAAUCCGCCGAAAAGGAGAGUCACCUGCAACUACUGCAACCGCGGCGGCCAUCGCGACGACACUUGCCGGCUCAAGCCGCCCGUGUGCCACAUGUGCGGUCACACUGGACAUUACGAGCCGCGCUGCCCUCGCAAGAUCUGCGUCAACUGCGGAUCGCCCAACUUCAUGUACUCGACGUCAUGCCGCAACUGCACCGCGUGGCGCGCGCUCACGUGCGCCGAGUGCGGCCAGCACGGCCAUCCUGCGUCGCACUGUCCCGACACCUGGCGCCGGUACCACAACACCAUCGACGAAAACAUGCCUUUGGAGCAAUGCGGAGAAAAGCCGCAGUACCAACUGCAGUGCAGCGGCUGCACGCGCCGCGGCCACCUCGCGCACACCUGCCGCACUUUCCUCCCGCUCAGCUCUCUCCCCAUCUUCUCCCCCCGCGUCGCGCGAUAUCUCAGUAUCUACCCCUCCGCGCCUGCACACACGCACACACCCACACACGCGCCCAACACACACAAACGGCUCUCCAACUCGCCCACCACGCAUGAGACUCAUGCCAAUAAGAGAAGAAAUAUUUCUGACGGCGAUCUCCAUCGGUCGAGGACGGUUUCUGAAAAUGAGCAAACACGGUCGAGGAAAAUACCUGAAAGCGAGGCGAGGAUGAAGACAAGUUCUGAAAGUGGAUAUCGGGCGAGGAAAAACUCUCAAAAUGCGCCCGUCAGCGAACCGAAAGAAGUCAAAAAUGCCGAGGCAGAGAAGGCGCCCGAUUUUAUCCCUAUCGGAUCGAAUACGGACGGCAACGGCCAGGUGAUUCAGGACAAUGAGGUAUCCGAUACGAGCGAAGUCAGAACGUCGGCUCGUUUCUAUAUUAAUUUUGGAGUCAAGAGUAAAUUAUCGUCGCGGGAUGGUCAAGAUUGGCUCAAUCAAAGUAUAGAAAAAUUUAAUGUGGAUAUUCAAUACAACAAUGCCAAUUCUUUCCUCACUGUAGUCGGCACGGUAGGUGAUCAAGAGGCUUUUCAUUCGGCGCUGAAGGCGUGGAGCGGCAGGCCCGAACCCGCACCACCCAAGGCCAAAAAACAAAAAAAACUGCGACCAAACAUCAGUCUUAUGCCAAUAAAGAAAAAGGACAUUCUGCGCAAACUUAAAAAGCUUUUGAGAUGCUCAAAAAUGAUAUUGGUGACCCUAAAGCUAUUUUAAGAGAGCUAACCCAUUUGGAACACCGUCAUCAGAUACUAAAAAAACAGAAAGCCAAAAGACCUGUGCAGUUGAGUAAAAACCAACAAGAACUAGAUGAGAUGCUUAAGAAACUCAACAUGGUACUCCUCGGGCAAGCCGGUCUAGCCGGAGGGGCCGAAAGCUUAAAAAAGCUCUACUAUUGGCAAAAAAUAAUUACCAACAUCACCGACGAAACGGUGCCCCUUCCUUUACGUAAAAAAAUAAUUAAACAUUACCAAAUCUUGUUCACACCCGUGGCACGUAACGAUUAUGAGAAUUUGGUGGAAAAGUUUUACGCCACACAUCCUCUAACUCUCAAAAAUAAUUCACCAAGGGAUAACAAAAAUGAAAAGAAGAACAGGAUUGACCAACCACAACAUCCUUGUCAGCAAAAUAAUGAGAUAGUGGAUAUUAAAUCCACAGAGGUGGAUCAAAUGGUUACCCUUGCAGAACAGCAACCCUGGCAGCCUAAUAAAAAAGUGUUAAAUGUUAUCAAGAACAUGACCAAAAAACUGUCUUGCUUCCACUCGCGGCUGCUACAAAGGCAGUAUAAAGUUAAAGACCGCAAGGCGAUGCGACUCAAUAUCGCCAAUAAAAUACUUGAUGCUAAAAAGUGUUUGAGCGAAUUUGAUUGCUCGUCAAAAGAGCAAAUGGAAAAGAUUCAGAAUGCAAGGAAGGUUAAAAAAGAAGCUAUAGAUUUCCUAUUCGGGAAAAAACAAAAGAAAAGGAAUAACACUUCAAAAACAAAGUGAAACGACUUUGUACUUGACUUGUACACAUAGGCCCGGCGUGGAACGAAGGCGACAAGAAAAAGUGUGCGUUGUCAGAUUCGCUUUCGUCAUGCGCCGGUCAUGUGUCACGUCUCGCCACUUUUAUUGUGUAUAUCGAAUUGUGAAUAUUAAACGAACCUAUUCUAAAGCACAAAA
Leguminivora glycinivorella is the source of this 2378-nucleotide messenger RNA. It is a transcript of the gene Zcchc7, whose product is annotated as zinc finger CCHC domain-containing protein 7. Gene Ontology annotation, molecular function: nucleic acid binding; zinc ion binding. The transcript has 5 exons. The coding region runs from base 133 to 1434 and encodes 433 amino acids. NCBI's taxonomy places the organism in Eukaryota, Metazoa, Arthropoda, Insecta, Lepidoptera, Tortricidae. The record is from RefSeq and is a predicted model, not a curated record.